ACCUCAGGCAGCAGGCAGCUUGGGCCAUGGCCUCCGACCUGGACUUCUCCCCUCCCGAGGUGCCUGAGCCCACUUUCCUGGAGAACCUGCUGCGGUACGGACUCUUCCUGGGGGCCAUCUUCCAACUCAUCUGUGUGCUGGCCAUCAUCGUCCCCAUUCCCAAGUCCCACGAGGCGGACGCAGAGCCAUCUGAGCCCAGAAGUGCGGAGGUAACGAGGAAGCCCAAAGCUACUCUUCCUUCUGCGAACAAGAGGCCCAAGAAGGAGACUAAGAAGAAGCGGUAGAAGAGGAGGCUGUGACGCCAGGAGGGCGGGGCAAGGCCUUGGGGACAGACCUUCUGGGACCCAGCAUCCUGUUCCCUCUCUCUGUCC
Tupaia belangeri chinensis (Chinese tree shrew) is the source of this 371-nucleotide messenger RNA. RefSeq names its product mannosidase beta like (gene MANBAL). Bases 27 to 284 code for a protein of 85 amino acids. Gene Ontology annotation, cellular component: membrane. The record is from RefSeq and is a predicted model, not a curated record. The transcript has 2 exons. NCBI's taxonomy places the organism in Eukaryota, Metazoa, Chordata, Mammalia, Scandentia, Tupaiidae.